CCCGGCCACCCGCGGGAAGCAGCGGAAGAGCAGGCGCGCUGCGGACCCGAGGGAGGGCACCGUUAAAGCUUUGCCAUCAAUUGUGAGCCCAGUGAGUCAGUCCUAAGCUAACACACUAACUCUGCAGCUUCCCUCACGCCCCCAAACCACCGAAGGUGGCGACACCUGAUCCAGCGCACAAGCACGGGUCCCUUCUGUCCCCGGAUACAAUUACGCGGCAGAGACACAUUCAAACUCAACGCGCAGCAGCCCAGAGCUCAGCGAUGAAGUCUUACACUCCGUAUUUCAUGCUCCUGUGGAGUGCUGUGGGGAUAGCGAAGGCUGCCAAAAUCAUCAUCGUGCCGCCAAUUAUGUUCGAAAGCCAUAUGUACAUUUUCAAGACACUAGCCUCAGCCUUGCAUGAGAGAGGCCACCGCACAGUGUUUCUUCUCUCCGAAGGCAGAGACAUCGCGCCAUCUAAUCAUUACAGCCUCCAGCGAUACCCAGGGAUUUUUAACAGUACCACCUCGGAUGCUUUCCUGCAGUCCAAAAUGCGGAAUAUCUUCUCUGGGAGAUUGACAGCAAUCGAACUGUUUGACAUACUGGAUCACUAUACCAAGAACUGUGAUAUGAUGGUUGGCAACCGUGCCCUGAUUCAGGGUCUGAGGAAGGAGAAGUUUGACCUGCUGCUGGUGGACCCUAAUGACAUGUGUGGAUUUGUGAUAGCUCAUCUAUUAGGGGUUAAAUAUGCUGUAUUUUCAACUGGCCUUUGGUACCCUGCAGAAGUGGGUGCUCCCGCCCCAUUAGCUUACGUCCCAGAGUUUAACUCACUCCUCACAGACCACAUGAACUUGCUGCAAAGGAUGAAAAAUACCGGCGUUUACCUCAUUUCGAGAUUAGGGGUCAGCUUUCUGGUUCUUCCCAAAUACGAAAGGAUAAUGCAGAAGUACAACCUGCUGCCGGAGAAGUCCAUGUACGACCUGGUCCACGGGUCCAGUCUGUGGAUGCUGUGCACAGAUGUGGCGCUGGAGUUUCCGAGACCCACUCUGCCUAAUGUUGUGUACGUAGGAGGAAUCCUCACCAAACCGGCCAGCCCACUACCAGAAGAUCUCCAGAGGUGGGUAAAUGGUGCUAACGAACAUGGCUUUGUCCUGGUAUCUUUCGGAGCUGGUGUCAAGUACCUGUCCGAAGACAUUGCUAACAAGCUGGCUGGAGCUCUGGGGAGACUGCCGCAGAAGGUGAUCUGGAGGUUUUCUGGAACCAAACCAAAGAAUCUAGGAAACAACACUAAGCUCAUAGAAUGGUUACCACAAAAUGACCUGCUUGGGCAUUCAAAUAUUAAAGCCUUCCUGAGCCAUGGUGGUUUGAAUAGUAUUUUUGAAACUAUGUAUCACGGUGUACCUGUAGUGGGAAUCCCACUCUUUGGAGACCACUAUGAUACUAUGACUCGGGUCCAGGCAAAAGGCAUGGGGAUAUUGCUAGAAUGGAAGACUGUUACUGAAGGAGAGCUGUAUGAAGCAUUGGUGAAAGUUAUCAAUAAUCCCAGCUACCGUCAGAGGGCCCAGAAGCUUUCAGAAAUCCACAAGGAUCAGCCUGGUCACCCUGUCAAUCGGACUGUCUAUUGGAUAGAUUACAUUCUUCGUCACAACGGAGCCCAUCACCUACGUGCCGCUGUCCAUCAAAUCUCUUUCUGUCAGUAUUUUUUACUGGAUAUAGCCUUCGUGCUUUUGCUUGGUGCUGCCUUGUUCUACUUUUUCUUGUCCUCGGUGACAAAAUUUAUCUACAGAAAAAUCAAAAGUUUGUGGUCUAGAAAUAAGCAUAGCACAGUUAAUGGACAUUACCAUAAUGGAAUCCUCAAUGGCAAGUACAAAAGAAAUGGCCAUAUUAAACAUGAAAAGAAGGUGAAAUGAGCCAACAGCCCACAGGAUAGUAACAGAUCUGUUCAGUCAUUCAACUUUUAUCACUAUAAUUUAGUCUAACAACUACUAAAAGUUAAAUGUCAGUAAACAAUUCUAACACUCCGUUUGUUACCUGAUCUUACUAACAAAAUUCUGUGGAAUUAAGAUGGCUGUAAAAAGCACAAACCUAAAAUGCAAAAAUGUAUCUUAUUCGAAUACUGAUACAGAGAAUUUUGGCACUGA
Lontra canadensis (Northern American river otter) is the source of this 2120-nucleotide messenger RNA. RefSeq names its product UDP glycosyltransferase 8 (gene UGT8). The record is from RefSeq and is a predicted model, not a curated record. The transcript has 6 exons. Gene Ontology annotation, molecular function: UDP-glycosyltransferase activity. NCBI's taxonomy places the organism in Eukaryota, Metazoa, Chordata, Mammalia, Carnivora, Mustelidae. The coding region runs from base 264 to 1889 and encodes 541 amino acids.